UUUGGAACUAAGUUUAACCAAUGAGAAUCCAGUAUACCUUGGACCACUAGUAUAUAUAAGGCUGUAUGGUACAGUAUUACCCAUACAAUAAAGCAAUAAAUCUCAAAUACACACAGUAUUACCCAUACAGACCUUGGACCACUAGCUUGGAUCAUUUUGCGAUAAAGGAUAUUAAGUGAUAAUAUUGAAGAAGAAGAAGAUUGAAGAAGAAAAUGGGCGUAUGGAAAUUAUCGAAAUUUAUAAUUUUAUUCAAUGAGAGAAUUUAAGAAAACUGUUAACAAGGGACUACAUUCUGUUUCAAUGCGAUUAAUUUUUAUUCUAAACUAUUAUUGGAUAGAUUCAUAAAACAUAUCCAAUUGUUUUCAUAAUUCAAAGUAUGAAUUUAGAUUUCACAGUUCAUAAAGUUGGAGCUGUAGGCGCGGAGAACGCCAACUGUGUGAGGAUUGUUCAUAUAUCGGACACCCACAUGCGCCAUGCUGUUUACAAGAAGGAUUUGCCACCAGGUGAUAUUCUAAUCCACUCUGGAGAUUUCUGUCAGUACUCAAUUGAGGCCAUGUUUACAAGGAAAAGCACUUUGAUGCGAGAGUAUGUAUCAGAAGUAAACUCGUUUUUUUCUGAUCUUCCAUAUAGUCAUAAAAUACUUGUUGCUGGUAAUCAUGAAAUGUGUGCUACCAAGUCAGAUAAGGCACUGCUAGAGGCUUCACUGUCAUCAGUUACUUACCUGCAGGAUAAAUCUGUAACCAUAGAAGGGUUGAAUAUUUAUGGAACUCCGUGGACAAAAAAUCGAUGGUAUUCAUAUGCAGACAGUUUCACUAAACGGCAACAUGGCUCUUUAAGAAAAGUGUGGGACAAUAUUCCAGAGUCUACUGAUGUUCUUGUCACACAUAUGCCUCCAUUUGGGAUACUGGAUCUUGCACUUAAGAAGUUUUCUUUAGUGAGGAGUAUGUUUUCACAAAGUGAAGAACUCUGCAGUUGUGGGGAGCAACACCCAACAAGGGAUCAUUGGGGGUGCCAUUCCUUAAGAACAGCUGUUUUAGAUCGCAUCCGACCAUUGGUUCAUUUGUUUGGUCAUACACAUGAAUGCAAUGCAAUCGUCAACGUGAAUGGAGUGACAUUCUCAAAUGCUGCCAUGAAGUUGAACCCUACAAUCAACGUGAUUGAUGUCUAUAAAUCAAGGACAAUUGAUGUGGAGGGUCAAUGAUGGAAGUUAUAGAAACUAGUUUUGUACAAUAAAAGUGUGGACAAGAAAAAAAUAAAAAUAAAUCUAUGUACCUUAUAAACAGUAUUUUUAAUGAUAUUGGAAUUCAGUUGUAUUAUACUUACUCAUCAAUUUGUAAUCUGUUAAAAUGGAGGGGGAAGGAUGCAAAAUAAGUCAUACAAGCAUACAUUGUAUUUUCCCCCAACAUGGUGACGCCAAUUUAGAUGGCUGGACAGACAUAUUACAUGUAUAUAAGUUUCCUUUAUGGUGACUGUCUUUAUAACCAUAGCAACCACAAUUCUGGUAAAAAAGAAACAAAAUGUGCAUAAUAUUGUUAUUGUUUCUACCCACUACCAAUUCCAAGUUUCACAAACCUAGCUUAUUCACUCAUUACAGUGACCAGAUUUGUAUGGGCAUUUGAAAGGUUGUUAGCCUGUAAUUUCAACCAUUGAAAGCAGUAUACUUAUAUAUCACAAGAGCCGUGCUCUUAUAACAGCCAAUAAUGCUUGUGAGAAGUGUUCAUUUAAAAAAUCCAGUUUAGGCCCAAAGUAUUGUCCCUGAUUCUACUGUGUGGACUGCACAGGCUAAUAUGGGAGAGCACUUUACGCAUAUGCAUUUUACCCAAUCUUGUUAUCUAUCUGGCUACAGAUUGUAACAGGAUGUGGCUAAUAAGCCAUCUGGUUAUGCCAAAAUUCACCUUGCGUUAAUAAUUUAAUUAAAUAUCUUUAUCUGUAAUAAAAAUUUUGAUUUAAAGAAAUCCAUCCUCUAGCUGAUCACAGCAUUGUCAGAAAAUAACGUUGCUGAACAGAAUGGUUUGUAAUUGAGAUCUGAAGGAACUGUUUUACAAAUGUUGUGAGCAAGUUUCAUUUGGGCAAAAAAUUUAAAUCUAGUUGUUUUCAGGCUUAACUAUAGCCUUAUAUUGCCCAGCUAUUUUUGUAAUGAACCAGAACCGCUAUUUUUCAAUGAACAAGAACUAUUUACAAACUUGGCAGAGAUAUCAUACGAGUGUUAACAAGAAUUCGCUAUGGCCAGAUAAUGAAAACUGACCUGCUAUCUAACAGACUUCUAUUAUAAACAGACUGGAACCAUUUUCUAACUCAGCCAAGACAUAAGAAAAAUGUUCUCAACCAAGUUUAAUGUGACUUAUUGAGUGUUCACAUGCAUUGUCUUAACUUUUAUCUAGUAACUUUGUUUUUGACCCAGCAUGGCCCAGUAUUUAAGUCUGCCAAGAUAUCAUUAAGACAUGUUCUGACCAUGUGUCAUGAAGAUUUGGCAAUAGAUGUGGCCUCAAGAGUGCUCACAAGAAAGACAUUGAACAAUGAAGAGGUGAUCACAAAAGCUUACCACGUCACCAGAAAUGUUGUGCUCAGGUGAGCUAACAACAGAUAUUGUAAGCGAUAAAUACCCAUACAAUACACAUAAUUGAAAUCUAUGCAAUCCCUUUAAUAAACAACAACCAGUGGCAAUAACAUAAUUUAUUACUGUUUUCAACAUAAUUGGACUAAACAUAUUUAUGGUAUGGUAUGUCUAUAAAGUAUGCCUACAUGUACACGUUUAAUGCAAUAAUACACUCACUAAGAUACUGACAUCUGAUUCCGAGUCAUUGUAUAAAAUAGUAUAACAUACACAUAUUAUGAAACAUCAUAAAAUAGUUCACUACAAAAAUGACAGUAAUAAAAUACAACAAUUCUAAAUGAAAAGUGCAAAUGACAUGGGAUUCUAGGCAAAACAAAUUAAAUGGGACCUUAUGAUUCAACUAAUCAUGGUAUGAGUUUGAUGCAGAAAAGUAUUUGCUACCAUAUAUUCCCUUCAUAUAUAAUGAAACGGAUGUACAAGUUAUUGACAACACAAGAAAGAUAUCUGCUUAUAUCUGUUUUAUGACAUUUACUCAAUAAUUUAUAUAAUGGUAUCAUUCCAACACUAAUGCUGUAUGAAAGGCAAAAUAUCCAUACUCAAGCAGCUAUUUUAAGGCACCAGUCUUGAAAACGAUAUAUAACACAUCAUAUUUGUUUAUACUUACUACUUGCUCAUGACCCUCACAAUUUAGACCCAAACAAAUUAGCCUCUUCAAUUUACAAGGAACAUGGCAGUAGUCGCAUUAUGUCUCCAUCUGCACAAAAAGAUUUGACUUCUAUGGAACCUUAGUCACUAAAGAUAUUUAAUAUACAUUUAGCACACAAACAGAAACUGCUCAUAAAUAUUCAUGUGAAACAUUACUUUUUUUAACACUGUGAUGCAUUUUCACGCUUACAACUAAAUCAUGUUCUUUUCUCUAAAAUGGUGCAAGAAAUGAGAGAUAAAUAUUGCAAAACAAAAAUGCCAUUAACUAAAAAUGUUCUGGCACUUGUGUAUUUGAUGAAGCCAUUAUAUUAAGCCAAUAAUGCACACUGUUCUAUAUUAAACGAUUCCAGCACAUUAAUUUGGAAGACUUAAGCAUUACAUGGCACUGCCAGAAAAUUCUAUAUAUACAGAUAUUCUUGAUUUGACACAAACAUAACAAAAUGUAAGUAGGAAGUGUCUGAAAUAAAUUACUGAUUUGUUUUUAAACGAAUCCUACUAUUAAUAUGGCUUCAGUUGAAUCUAAUUGUGUUGAUAGUAAACAAACACACAGGUUUGCUAAAAGUACAAUCUAUAGCAGAUCUGCAACUAUCAUAAGAAAAACACUCGUCAAUGGUCACAUAAGAAGUAUAUGAUAUUAAAUGUCCUUUUCUUUUACAACUCAGUGAAUUAAUUUUUGCAAUACUUUUACCAUACCACAGAUCAGAUCUACUUGAUAGAUACAUAUAUUGCACUGUACAGUUCAAUACCAGAAUCUCCAUUCUAAAACAACUACAAAUAAACAAAAGUAGACUAAAAGACAAAACAGACAAUGAAACUUUUACACAAACAUUGACUUCUAAAUUACCAAACUUUUAUUUUAAAACAUAUUUCAAAAUAAAUAUAAAUUACAUUCUAUAGUUACAACAAUUGAUUAAAUUACUUCUAAAGAUCCCGCUUAUUUGUUGCAAGACAUUUAAGACUUAAAAACACCAGCAUAUGUUCUUCUUUUUUGUAUUUUUAUCGUGUAUAAACACACUAAAACAAAACAAAAGGCAAGUUGUAAAUAAAUUGAUAAUAAGUAGGCAAGUUGAAAAUAAAUGGAUAAUGAGUACAAAUGAAAUAUUGAGAAAUACAGAAAACUAUAUGGGUGUUAAGGAAUUCCUUUCCUAAACAUUGAUUACAUAUAACAAAAAUAGAGCUUUAUAAUUGCCUUCACAUUUCAAUUUGUAUGCAUCAAUAUCCCACCAAAGGAACUAAUUUUGAACUAAGUCAGCCAAAGGAAAACACAAUAAUGGAAUAAGAUGUCCAUUUUUAAGUAAAGGUCUGUAUACCAGUGACAAAAUGUUAUUCUAGCUAAAUAAAUAAUUGACGACUGAUUUUGAGUUUCACACAUUAACUGUGUGUAAUAUAUAAAAUCCAUUCACUGACUAAAAAUACCCUCAAAACAACAAAACAAUCUGGACCCUGUUUAGGCCAAAGAGCACUUUACAUAUAAAAUGAAAUGUAAAAUAUACAAGCAAAUUGCAACACAGACAAUCACAAAGAGGCAGCAUGUAAUACAACUAUUAAAUUUUUUAUAAGUCAUAUGUAUAAGACAGUUUUACCAGUUGCCAAAAAUGACUAAAUGUUCUUAAUGAUGAUCCAAGCAU
Molecule: messenger RNA, 4887 nt
Organism: Dreissena polymorpha
Lineage: Eukaryota; Metazoa; Mollusca; Bivalvia; Myida; Dreissenidae
Product: metallophosphoesterase domain-containing protein 1-like
Exons: 2
Coding region: 377-1201 (274 amino acids)
Molecular function (GO): hydrolase activity
Source: RefSeq, a predicted model, not a curated record